Messenger RNA from Lineus longissimus, 4191 nucleotides. RefSeq names its product protein disulfide-isomerase A4-like. NCBI's taxonomy places the organism in Eukaryota, Metazoa, Nemertea, Pilidiophora, Heteronemertea, Lineidae. The transcript is spliced from 11 exons. Gene Ontology annotation, biological process: response to endoplasmic reticulum stress; protein folding. Gene Ontology annotation, cellular component: cell surface; endoplasmic reticulum. The record is from RefSeq and is a predicted model, not a curated record. Gene Ontology annotation, molecular function: protein disulfide isomerase activity. Bases 84 to 2129 code for a protein of 681 amino acids.
CGGAAGUUGGAAACACACAGAGGUACCCGCUGAGUUCCAAGGCAUCACUUUUUCAUGUUGUGGCCAAAAACGCCGGCUAAAAGAUGAAAUUCUCGUCAAAAUUAGUGGUUUUCUUGUGUUUGGGUUUCCUCUUUUCCAUAGCAACGGUUGCAUUAGCAGAAGGACAGGAUGGUGGUGACCAAGGUGAUCAGCCAAGCAUCAAAAUCAAUUUCAAUGAUCCCAACUUUGAUCCUAAGCUGGCUGCUGCAGAAGUGAGUGGCAUCAUCAAACAGCAAGUAGAAGAAAUUACAGGUAAAAAAAUUGAACUAAACUCCCGAGCUAAUGCUAAGGAUGACGUAAAAUUGGACAUCAAAGAAGAAGUCAAAGAAGAAGACGACGUCCUCGUUCUGACCAAAGACAACUUUGACGCUGCCAUCGCUAAAAAUGAUGUCAUCCUCGUGGAAUUCUAUGCACCAUGGUGUGGUCACUGUAAGAGCCUCGCCCCCGAAUAUGCCAAGGCAGCCAAGGAACUGAAGACGAACACACCGCCAGUAUCUCUGGCCAAGGUUGACGCGACUGUUGAAAGUGAACUGGGAACCAGAUUCAGUGUCUCUGGCUACCCCACCCUCAAAUUCUUCGUGAAGGGAAAAGAUUACGACUACGAUGGGCCACGAGAAGCCAAUGGCAUUGUGGACUAUAUGAAGGCACGUGCUGAACCUAGCUGGGAGCCGCCAAAGUCCGCGGUCGCAGUCCUCACGAAAGACAACUUCACGAACUGGAUCAAUGAGAAGAAUUUAGCUCUGGUGGAAUUUUAUGCUCCAUGGUGUGGCCACUGCAAGCAGCUGGAGCCUCAUUAUGAGAAGGCUGCCACCUCCCUGCUGCAGAAUGAUCCUCCAAUUCCUCUAGCUAAGGUUGAUGCGACCGUAGAGGGAGACCUCGCCAAGCAAUACUCAGUCGACGGCUUCCCCACGCUGAAAAUAUUCCGCAAUGGGAAAGCGUUCGAUUACAAUGGACCUCGAGAGGAGUAUGGUAUUUUCGACUACAUGAUUAAACAAGUCGGUGACGCUUCAAAAGAGGUCAAGUCACUGAAGGUCAUUCGCGAGUCGUUCGGUGGCAAGAAAACCGACAUCUCAGUUGUCGGCUUCUUCGAAAGUGACAAGGAUAAGGAAUAUGACGUGUUCACCAACGCUGCGAACAAUCUCCGCGAAGACUUCAAAUUUUUACACACUUUCGACAGCAGUCUCCGUGAUAAUUUCAAGGUCAACGCAGGGUCGGUGGUCGUCUUCAACGCCGAGAGAUUCUACACGAAAUUUGAAAACAAAUGGCAUGUUUUCGACAAGCUCAAUCCAAAAGUCGAAGAGAUCGAAUCCUUCAUCAGGGAACAUCAAGUUCCAUUGGUUAGCAACCUGAACAGAAAAAGACUAGAAAAACGCUUCACAAAGCGCCCUCUUUGUGUGGUGUUCUAUACUGUUGAUUUCAGCUUUGACCACAUCAAGGCUACGCAACUAUGGAGGCUCAAAAUUGCGGAAAUCGCCAAAGACUUCCGUGACAUCACGUUUGCCGUCGCCGAUGAAGAUGGCAUGAGCACGAUGUUCCGAGACUUCAAAUUUGACGACUCUGGCGAAGACAUGAAUAUCGGUUGCUUCGACGAGAAGGAGAAGAAAUAUCCGAUGGCGCCGAUGGAGGAUGGGUUCGAUUCAUCGGAAAUCAGGGCGUUCCUGAAAAAGUUUAAAGAUGGUGAAUUGAAACCUAUGAUCAAGUCCCAACCCGUCCCGAAGAAACAAGGAAACGUAAAAGUAGUCGUCGGAAAAUCCUUCGAAGACAUUGUCAACGACAAAACGAAAGAUGCGCUCAUCGAAUUUUACGCCCCCUGGUGUGGCCAUUGUAAAUCACUGGCGCCCAUCUAUGACAAAAUGGCAAAAGAGUUAUCUUCCGAAAAGAAUCUCGUUAUAGCAAAAAUAGACUCUACGGCAAAUGAUGCGCCAGGACAGUACGAGGUCUCUGGUUUCCCAACUAUAUACUUUGCACCGAGUAAUAACAAAGAUAAUCCAAUUAAAUUUGAGGGUGAGAGAGAUGCCGAUGGCAUGAAAAAAUUUAUGAAGGAACACGCCACAGUGUCCUUUGGCAAGAGCGCCAAGGAAGAAUUAUAAGAUUAUUUUCCUCAUACUUUUCAUUGUAUCUUCCCAUCCAAACAUCUCAUCUCACUGGCAUAAAAAACACAUCAUUUUCCCUAUUUUGUUACCGCCUAUUGAGGAGUAUUCUUUUCCUGUUUUCCACACGUUUUCUUCAGACCCAAAUAUUGCCUCUUUUGGUGCUAUAACAAAAGUGCUUAAUAGAAAAGUAUAGUAUGUAUUCCUAAGUUUGGGUGUUUUGUUUGACAAGCCAUCUGUAAUAGACAAAGCUGGUACACAUCUGUAAACUCUGUGCAUAUGUGAGUAGAAUUACUGUAAACUGGGCGUACACAUGUAAAGAAUUACUGUUAACUGUAAACUUGCCAGGUGUUUUUUUCAAAGGGGGACUGAAGGAGUCAGGUUGGCCAGAUUAAGUUGCUCAAAUUUGCUGAUAGGCAUCUCAGCUGUCUCACAGUACAUCACCACUAUUCAUGCCCUGUGUGAGGAAUAUGUAUUGUGAUGAAGAAGACCAGUCGGUGUACCCUGCAUGAUAUCUCACCUGAAAACCAUCUCCACCAGGUCGGACCCCAGCUAUAGUCCUAUAGUCCCCCUUUAAAGUAGCAGUUUCUAAAUAUACUGUGUCAGCAUGUUUAAGCUUGUCUAGGCACACCUGUCACCUGUUCCUUGUAAUAAGCAGUGAACUGUCUAUCAAUAACAUUAUUAGUUCAAACUUCCGUAUAUUUCACAAGCAGUAUUUAGUUAAGUCUACUUCAGUGGUUUACUUUUUAUUUCACUUUCUUUCUCUUCCAUUAUUUUGUUUACAAGUUGGUCGCCAUGGUCACUGUGUUGAUUACAUAAAGAGAUACAUUCCAGAUAAAAUUGAACGUGUUGUAUGUUUGUGGAAAUUUCUUGUUAAAAACUUUAAAAUUCAUCAGGAAGUUACAAAUAUCAGUUCAGUGGAAACAAUAUGCUGUACAAUUUGCUUUAGAUGAGAUGAAAUUGAUGAUUACCACAGCUGUUUAAAAAAAUUUAAUUUCGGGUAUUAAGUCUGAUAUCUACCAUGGUGUACUGUGGUUUUCUUAAAUUGAAUUCUUCGGAAGGACUCUGACAGAACUACAUGUAUAGUUUUACAUGUAUUGUCAUGUUUAUAUGUCAUUGGAUAUGAUUUUAGAGCAACCAACCACAGUUAAAACAUUCUAGAAAUUGUAGUUAGAUUUUGAAGAACCCAGAUGAACUGUAGCCCGUUGUCCCGAAAGAUUGGACACUUUCAAAACAUCGAAGCAAUAUGUUAUGAUAACGAUUUAAAAUUGUUCAAGGCUUUUCUAGAAUUUGUCUUUAGAUUCAUCAAGUUAUAGAUACAAAAAAUAGCUUAGUUAGUUUAAAGGUAUUUUGAAGGAAAAAUAAAAUCUACUUAUGUAAGUUGAUGUGUUGUCGACUUCUGUGUGGUGAUAGAAUUUUCAUUUUGAAUCUGUUAUCGGUUGAGGAAUUUUUAUUCACUUGGUUUAAGGAAUUUGAAUUAGGGAUUGGCAAAUUAUUGAUCAUGUUGAAAUGGAGAGGCAAGUCCCUAAGUUCUGUCCAUUGUCAAUUUAGAGAAAACGAUUUUCCUAAAAGGUGACGAAGUUAGAUAUGCAGAAAGCUCAGAUAUGAAUGUUAGAAAUUCUCAUUUGAUGUUAAAACAUAUUUUGGUAUAACUGGUUUUGGUUUUGAAAAUCUGCCCUGUGCUAACAUUAUUUUAAAAAGACUUAGCUAUGUCCUUAAAGGAUUGUCCUGAGAUACUGUGGCAGUGUUUUGUACAAAUAACUCACUAUAAGUCAUGAGGAUUAACAUGUCAAAGGUUGGUACACAGCCUGGUCAUCAACUGCAGUCCAUUCGUAAAUGUUGUGCGUGUAUCAUUUAGGGCUCUGGAGCACAAACUGGAGAACGUUUAUGAUUGGACUUCAAUGUAUUCUACUGCAAACCUCAUGAUUGAGACUUUUAACAGGUAGUAUGCAAAACUUCCAUAAGCUCAAGUUGGUGACGGAGUUGUGAACCAGCCUUCAGAUUUGCUGUUGUGCUAAUUUUUUAGCAGAUUUCUAUGCAAAAAUAAAGUUGCAAAACAAGA